Molecule: messenger RNA, 2554 nt
Organism: Sipha flava (yellow sugarcane aphid)
Lineage: Eukaryota; Metazoa; Arthropoda; Insecta; Hemiptera; Aphididae
Gene: hh
Product: desert hedgehog protein
Exons: 4
Coding region: 351-1673 (440 amino acids)
Biological process (GO): protein autoprocessing; multicellular organism development; cell fate specification
Molecular function (GO): patched binding; calcium ion binding
Source: RefSeq, a predicted model, not a curated record
GAAUCGGUUCGGCGCGACUUCAGUGUACCGAAUUCUGAGUUUUCGACCAUUUUUACACGAACAUCGGUUUGAAAAGUAUAAUUUUUAUAUAUAUUCAAAUUAUCAGUUUGACUUCGUGCGUUAACUUUGUGAAUAGUUUUAAUUCGUUUUUAUAUUUUUACUUAUAUUUACAUCGUGUAACGUGCGGUAGCGGCUCGUCGCUGAACGCGCGAUUGUAUAGUGAGGAAAAUCACGAGGACUAUUAUUUUUCUACCCUAUAAUUGAUAUUUAUUUAAUUUCAAUCAGCAUUCACAAGAAACCGAUUGCUGUAUGAGUAAAGGCCGCGGUAAUGCGGUGUCUGGCAGCCGGAUAUGAGGAACGGCGACGGCGGCGGUGGCGUUGUUGCGGUGGCGUCCAGGUAUCGGUGGCGGUUCACGUUGACGCUGAUGGUGUGCGUGAUGGCUGUGGCCGGAGUAGAAAGCUGUGGCCCGUUGCGCGGUCCGUCGAAGUUCCGGAAUCCGCGCAAGAUGAAGCCGCUGGUGUUCCAGCAACACGAACCCAACGUCAGCGAAUUCUCGAUCACCGCCAGCGGACCAGCGGAAGGACGGGUCCAGCGCAACGACUCCAGGUUCAUGGAGCUGGUGCCCAACUACAACGCGGACAUCGAGUUCAAAGACGACGAGGGCACCGGUGCUGACCGACUAAUGACCCAGAGGUGUAAGGAGAAACUCAACACGUUGGCCAUCAGCGUGAUGAACUUGUGGCCGAACGUCCGGCUGCGGGUGAUCGACGGAUGGGUGGACCGGGCCGGUAGCAGCUUGCACAACGAGGGCCGAGCGGUGGACAUCACCACGUCAGACAGGGACAAGGCCAAGUACGGCAUGUUGGCUCGGCUGGCGGUAGAAGCCGGAUUCGAUUGGGUCAAUUACAACCGUCGGUACAUACACUGCUCUUGCAAAUCAGAGACGAAAAUCAACACGAGGACCAUGGGUUGUUUCCCGGGCGACAGUGUGGUGACCACGAGCGGGGGCGAGAAGAAGCUGAUGAAGGACCUGCGGGUCGGCGAAUCGGUGCUGGCGUUGUCCGACGACGGGCUACUCGUACCCAGCAAGGUGUUGCUGUUCCUAGACCGGAGCGAGAAGGCGCGCACCGAGUACGUGACGCUGGUGACAGACACGGGCAAGUCGAUCACGGCAACGCCCACGCACCUGGUGCUCCGGUGGGAGAGGUCGGACCGGUCGCAGAUCCGGCACGCCAACCCGGUUUUCGCGAAACGGGUGCGCGUCAACGACACGCUGCUGACGGUGGACGGCGCCGGGGACGCGCUUCGGCUGCGCACGGAGCGCGUGGUCCGAAUCCAGCGCACCGAGCAGUUCGGCUUGUACGCGCCGCUCACGGUCGACGGCACCGUGGUCGUGGACGACGUGAUCGCGUCCUGUUACGCCGUGAUCGACAGCCAGUGGCUGGCGCACCUGGCGUUCCUGCCGACCCGUGCCCUGGACGCCGCCCGCACGUCCCUGUACGGCCUGGUCUGGCGGCUGGGCCAUCCGCUACGCGAUUCGUCACCGGCGUCCGCGGUCGCCGCUGCCACCGCUUACCCCGACCAACCAGCCGACGGCAUACACUGGUACCCGCGGAUGCUGUACGCCAUAUCCGACUACGUGAUACCGGCCGGUUGGAUGGACACGCACUGAACCGCAUGAAUACUUUAUCGUUUUAACCAUAACACCCAUAACAUAUGCGUACUGCAAUAUAUUAUUAUGUUAUUGCAUUCAUUAUCACUGUAUUAUUAUUAAUAUUAUUGUCGUACCGUGCGCAUGUGGUAAUUGGGAGGGGGACGCGUGGUUUAACCGUUUUUUUAUUUUUCGUUUGCAACACCCGACACGAUACGGAUGUACAAUUACAGUACGUGUGCAAUAAUUGUACAUUGUUAAAACCCUCGUGUUCCGGCGCAUUCCGGCGCCCCGCGUCUUAUCAUUCCCCGAAAGGAACUUUAUGAAUUUUAAUGCCAAAAAUUAUUGUUUUUUUCCGUCUACCUAUUCACUUUUGUAUAUACUGUAUAGAUUUUUGUACUUCGUGCGUAAUCAAUCGACGAAGCUUUCUCGUACACCUCGCGGGAGACACGGUUUUUAGGUACCAGUUUUUAUAGAAAUAUAUUUUCAUGAUCGUAUACAUUAUGUACAUCCAUAUCAUCCAAUGCACCGAUACCGAUUUAUCGUCAUCACGUUAUUUCGUUUAGUGUCGAGCGAAUCACACACCUCGGUUUUUACUCCUUUUUGUUUUGUUUUAGUACUUUCUUUUAAUUUUCUUAAAUGCUGAAUCCGCUCGGGAACCCUUUAGUGACGAUGAACCCGGUUUACCUUUUAUAAAUGAUGGUACCCAUACCAUACUGCUGUAGUUUAAACGGACAUGUUGUUAUUUAUAUUAUACAUUAUAUGUAUACGUGUAAAUUGUUUUGUACCAUAUGACUAUUUAUUUUUUGUGCACUCGUAUAAUCGUAGGUUUGUAGAUAAUAUAAUUUUAUGUAAACAUCUUUGCCUAUAUAGACAAAUAAAACAUGAACUACAUACUGAAA